Messenger RNA from Hevea brasiliensis (rubber tree), 627 nucleotides. RefSeq lists its product as uncharacterized. NCBI's taxonomy places the organism in Eukaryota, Viridiplantae, Streptophyta, Magnoliopsida, Malpighiales, Euphorbiaceae. Bases 1 to 627 code for a protein of 208 amino acids. The record is from RefSeq and is a predicted model, not a curated record. The transcript has a single exon.
AUGCGGACUGCAUUGCAGGCCAAAAAGAAAUAUGGUUUUAUUGAUGGAUCUGUUAAGCAACCAGUAGAUGACUCACUGGAACUCGAAGAUUGGUGGACGGUUAACUCUAUGCUGGUUUCUUGGGUGUUUAACACCAUUGAACCAACGCUUCGCUCGACCAUCUCUCACAUGGAGAACGUAAAGGAUCUGUGGGAGGAUAUUAAACAGAGGUUCUCGAUUGGGAAUGGUCCACGAAUGCAGCAACUGAGAUCGGAUCUGGCAAAUUAUAGGCAAGAAGGUCAACCGAUCGUGUCCUAUUUCGGAAGACUCAAAACGUUAUGGGAUGAAAUAAACAACUAUGAUCAGAUACCAGUGUGUAUCUGUGCAGGCUGCAGAUGCAAUCUUACCAUUGAAUUGGAAAGAAAGCGUGAAGAAGAGAGAGUUCAUCAGUUUUUGAUGGGCUUGGAUGAAGAAGGAUACGGAACAGUGCGCUCUAAUAUUUUGAGCACUGAACCCUUGCCCAAUUUGAAUCGUGCCUAUGCUUGUUCAGCAAGAGUAGGUGUGAACUAUGACACGAACCAAGGAAGAAAGAGGCAAUCCUAUGAGUUUUGCAAUUCGAGCAGGAAGUCGAAAUUCAGGGGGGGAUAA